Messenger RNA from Arabidopsis thaliana (thale cress), 1822 nucleotides. RefSeq names its product PRA1 (Prenylated rab acceptor) family protein (gene PRA8). The record is from RefSeq and is marked reviewed. The transcript has a single exon. Gene Ontology annotation, cellular component: endoplasmic reticulum membrane; cytoplasm; membrane. Gene Ontology annotation, biological process: vesicle-mediated transport. Bases 1033 to 1599 code for a protein of 188 amino acids. NCBI's taxonomy places the organism in Eukaryota, Viridiplantae, Streptophyta, Magnoliopsida, Brassicales, Brassicaceae.
CCCCCAUCUAUUGGGAUUAAUUAGUCUCCCUGAACAGUCGUGAGAGAACCUUUGUUUGCUGCGGCAGACACUAGAGACUGUUGGAAGACCUUGAGAUAUACAAAAAUGUAGAAUUAUUUUGAAAAUAGGUGAUGUGGAUCUGGUACUACUUGAUUUACAUAUAUGUAUUUGCUUCUCUGCUUACUUGUAACGAAAGCUACAUUAUAUAAUAUACCUUUGAUUUAAGCAAUCUUGUUGAAUAGGUUUCUCUGGUUCUUAUGGAGAAAAACUUAAGAUUUUUGUAAUCCAUCAUACAUUUUGGUAUAGUUUUGAUCUUAUAUGUAUUGUGCUUUGACACAAGCUAACUAUUUUCUUGUUUCACAGAGCGGGAUCAAUUCUAAAGCAGCCAUGAGUCUGGCUCGCUAAAGAAGCCUAUCGAUGUGGAUCGUCCAAUGGAGAGAGAGCAUGUGACAUGAAACCUUCGUUGUAUUGGGCCAAUAUCUUUUGUAAUUGGGCUGACUAAAAAUCAUGAUAAAGUCCGAGGGAGACUAUAAAUAAUUUACUCAUUGUUCCUGCCGACAUUACACGUGGCGAAAGAGUAGUUAUAUGCCAGAGAGACUCCUCUAAAAUGGGGUCACGUGUAGCCUGUAUCGACUAUUCAAUAAUGCCACUCUCGCUCGGUGACACCGUGUCUCUUACUUUAUCAUUAGUCUUUCAAAUUAACUAUAUAGUCCUUCAACAUGUAGUAAUUCAUCUACUUAUAAAUUGCUGUUACCCAAAUCUCGAGUAUCUAAAACUUAUACUUUUCAGACAUUGACCAAGUAGUGAAUCAAAUCCUCACGUUACACUAUAUUGUAAUCUUUUUAAAACACGAUCUAAUUAAAUUUUGUUUUAUUUCAUAAACAUAGAUUAGUUUAGAAAACGCCAUAUGCAAAUGUGUAUCACCUAAUUCUUGGGACCUUUCAGAAUUCAUAUAUACACAUAACAAACAGUCUUUUCAUUUACUUUCUCUAUUCAAUCUCACACGCGCUAAACCAUAACCCGAUAUUACUAAUGACGAACUACGGUGCGAUUCCGACGUCGUCUCAUGCAUCUCCGUUGGUGGAUGUCGAGUCUCUCUCACGCGCUAAACACCGUAUCAAAGCCGGGCUAGCCACGCGCCGUGCUUGGAGAGUGAUGUUCGAUUUCCACUCCAUGGGACUGCCUCACGGUGUCUCCGAUGCGUUCACAAGAAUCAAGACCAAUCUUGCUUACUUCCGUAUGAACUACGCAAUCGUUGUCUUGAUCGUUAUCUUCUUCAGCUUGAUCUGGCAUCCGACAUCGCUCAUCGUCUUCACCGUCUUGGUCGUUGUUUGGAUCUUUCUGUAUUUUCUCCGUGAUGAGCCUAUCAAGCUGUUCCGGUUUCAGAUCGAUGAUCGGACGGUCUUGAUUGUUUUAUCGGUGUUAACCGUCGUUUUACUCCUGUUGACCAACGCGACGUUUAAUAUUGUUGGAGCGCUUGUGACCGGAGCUGUGUUGGUUUUGAUCCAUUCGGUGGUUAGGAAGACGGAGGAUCUUUUCUUGGAUGAAGAAGCGGCGACGACUGAGACUUCUGGGCUGACGUCAUACCCGUCGACUUAAAUCGUUUCAUCUCGAAAUUUGUGUAUCUUUUCUAUUUUUGUAUAUUAUCUUGUUUUUUUAAUUAUGCGUAAUCAAUUUUUAUUGGUGUGAGUUUGGUUUGAGACUUUCUCUCUCUCUUUUGUUUUCUGAGUUUUGAGCUCUGUCUGAAGUUUGAACAAUUCUAAUUUGUUAUAAUUUUUAUUACUCCCUCUGUCCAUAAAAGAUAAAUUUUUUAGGAAAAAUA